Molecule: messenger RNA, 384 nt
Organism: Strongylus vulgaris
Lineage: Eukaryota; Metazoa; Nematoda; Chromadorea; Rhabditida; Strongylidae
Source: the annotation of a GenBank genome assembly
AUGCUAAUCCCAGGAGGUGAAGCACUGCGUAGUCCUUCUUCCAGUCCGCAUGUAUCAAUGAGAAACCGCGCCAAUUUGGGGACGAACAUGCGUGACAAUUGGGAUUCAAAUGAUGUGAAGAGUCGCAAUUCACGUCGUGAUCAUCGAAUGUCUGUACCAAAUCUAUCACCAGAGCCUUCAAGUGCAGUAGUUCAAUCAGCUAAAGCGCUUAGGGAAAAACUAGGAAGAAAUGGGGAUGGAGAGUUGUCGACUAUUAACGAGGGUUUGAUAACCCCUGUUAUCCGUCGAAAGCAGUUCAAUCAACCUACAGCGUUAACUUGUAAUGUGAACCGAGGAAUAACAUCGAAUCAGGGCUCUGGGCAUCCUAUAAAUGCCAUAGGAAAU